AUGGCCCCUAACCAAAAGUACGCCAACUAUCCCGGUGCCCGCGAGGCGCCGGCCCAGAACAACUCGGGGACGCCAAAGGAGGAUCAGAACCCUGUCCUCCGCGGCUGGCCUCUUGUUGUGGGCUCGGCACUCGUUGCAAACUCCGGCGCCGUCCAACGCUUUUUCUGGCGCAACGCAAAGUUCGGCUCCAUCAGAGACUUGCCCGGCCUCGUCGACUACCGAUAUCGCUUCCAGCCCGACGUCCUCGUCCUCUCGGAAUCCGGAACUCACCCGGACCCUUUUCCCCUGACUCCGGAACUCACCACGCCGGCGCCCCAGGACCAGCCCUCCCGCUACCUCUCCAGCGCCGACUACCAUGCCCUCUACGCCUCCGGCGCCGCGACCCCGCUCGACGUUGUUCAGUCCCUCCUCCCUCUCGUCCGCCGCGCCGAGGGCCACCCCCCUCCAGAGACGGGCCCCUACGCCAAUGCCUGGGUCGCCUCCCACGGCCGCGAGGACCUCGCCAUCGACGCCGCCCGCGCCUCCACGGAGCGCUGGCGCCGCGGGGAACCCCUGGGCCCGCUCGACGGCGUGCCCAUUGGUGUCAAGGAUGACAUCGACGUCAAGGGCUACGUCAGCCACAACGGCAUGCAGUACCGUCCCGACCUGCCGUGGUUCAAGCCCGCCGAAGAGACGAUGUGGCCCGUUCGGCAGCUCGAGGCAGCUGGUGCCAUCGUGCUGGGAAAGAACGCCAUGCAUGAGCUGGGUGGCGACACCAAUGGCUGCAACCCUCGAUGGGGAACCCCGACCAACUGGCACAACAAGUCCUACUACCCGGGCGGCUCCUCCUCCGGCGGCGGCUCCGCCCUCGGCGCGGGCAUUGUCCCCAUCUCCAUCGGCACCGACGCCGGCGGCUCCAUCCGCAUUCCCGCCUCUUUCAACUCCGCCUACGGCCUUAAGCCCUCGCACCACCGCGCCUGCACCAUGAACACCUCCGUCUGCGUCGUUGGCCCCCUCGCCGCCACCGUCGCCGACCUUACCAUCGCCUACCGCGUCAUGUCGCGCCCGAACCCGGACGACCCCAUCCAGGGCCUCUACACGCCCUCGAUCCCGCCCUCCUUGUCGCACUCCCCCCCCCAAAAGAUCAUCGCCAUCGACGAAGCCUGGUGGUCCCACGCCGAGCCCUCCGUCAACGCCGUCUGCCGCCGCGCUGUCGACCACUUCACCUCCAGGGGCUACGCCACCAUCCCCAUCCGUAUCCCCUACCUCCGCGAGAUCCAGCUCAUGCACUCUGCCACCUGCAUCACCGAGAUGCAGGAUCUCGCCCGCCACCGCCACCCGGACCCGGAGCAGUGGCAGUCUCUCAUCAACCACGCCAACGCCAUCACCAUGUCCGUCGGCACCCAGACCCCCGCCGGCGACUACAUGAAGUACGCCCAGCUGCGCGAUCUGCUGAUGAAGCACCUGGCCUUCCUCUUUGAGCAGAACCCGGGCAUGCUUGUCGUCACCCCCACGACCCCGCUGCCGGGCUGGCCCCGCCAGCCCGGCGACGAUGCCUACGGCGUCUCGGACGCCAAUACGACCAUCGCCAACAUGAGCUACGUCUUUGUCGCCAAUGUCAGUGGCUGCCCCGCCGUCACGGCGCCCAUCGGCUACGUGGAUCCCGUCCAGGGUGAGGGCAGGGUGCCCGUCGGGUUGAUGGCCAUGGGCGAGUGGGGCUGCGAGGAGCAGCUCCUCGAAUGGGCCAAGGAGGCCGAGACGUACCUCAUCAAGGAGGGCCGCCAGAGGCCUGAGGGGUGGGUGGACGUCAUCGAGGUCACCAAGAACGGCGGUCUCGAGGCCAAGAAAAACAUUUGA
Messenger RNA from Colletotrichum graminicola M1.001, 1836 nucleotides. RefSeq names its product amidase. Gene Ontology annotation, molecular function: catalytic activity. Lineage: Eukaryota; Fungi; Ascomycota; Sordariomycetes; Glomerellales; Glomerellaceae. Bases 1 to 1836 code for a protein of 611 amino acids. The record is from RefSeq and is a predicted model, not a curated record. The transcript has 5 exons.